AUGUCAUGGAAUAAUACUACAACUAUAAAUGGUACAUCAGCUCGUAUUUUUUACAUUCUUGAUUUCAUAAAACAAGAAUUUAUUGUUUAUCUACCACUUAUAUUUAUCAGUUUUGGUGUGAUUGGCUUUAUUGGUAAUGCAUUUACAUUUCUUCAACCAUCACUUCGAUUUAAUAAUUGUUGUAUUUAUUUACUUUGUGGUUCAUUAGUUGAUGUUAUGAAUCUUUUUAUUAAUCUUUUGAUGAACUAUCUAAAUGUCACGACUGGUUAUAUACUUUCUUUAAUAACUGUUCGUCAUUUAUGUAAACUGAAAAUUUUCAGUUUAGUUUUUUUGCCACAAUUAUCUAUAAAUUUCUUAGCCUUGUCUCUUAUUGAUCGUUUUGCUUGUACAUGUAGUUUGACAUCAUCUAUAAGACAUAUUCGACGCUUAAAAAUGAUACCAUGGAUAAUUGUUAUUAUUAUCGCUAUCAGUGGUAUUAGUUCGUUCUACGCACCUAUUUACUAUGAUAUUGUACCCAAUUUGGGAUGUGUCUGUACAAAUCGACUUUUCAACGCUGUUUUAUACAUUAUUGUGCAUGGUUUCAUAACACCAUUUUUUAUGUCGAUAUUUGUAUUACUUACUUAUCGAAAUGUGCAACUAAGUCGUCAUCGAGCAGGUUUAAAAAAUCUUGCAAAUAUAGAUCGAUCUCGAAAUCCAUUUAUUCGAAUGAUUUUUACUCAAGUUUUUACAACAAGUUUCUUAACAUUACAAUGGAUUAUUUUUUACAUCUAUCACUUGAUCGUUGUAGAUAAUAUAAAGAGUGAUGAGCAACACACUGUUCAUUAUUUUGUUUGGUAUGUUAGUAAUAAUAUCUAUUAUCUUAUUAAUGUUAAAUCAUUUUAUCUUUCUACGUUAACAUCCCGCUCAUUUCGAAAGACAUUUCUUGGCGCUUUAUUUCAAUUGUUAUCUUGUCGUCAACAACGACAAAAUAAUAUAAAAUAUUCAGAAUAUUUUACCAAUACUUCGUCAAAAACUAAAACAGAUGACAAGUCACAGUAUGAAAUGUGA
Molecule: messenger RNA, 1047 nt
Organism: Rotaria sp. Silwood2
Lineage: Eukaryota; Metazoa; Rotifera; Eurotatoria; Philodinida; Philodinidae
Source: the annotation of a GenBank genome assembly